Molecule: messenger RNA, 510 nt
Organism: Naumovozyma castellii
Lineage: Eukaryota; Fungi; Ascomycota; Saccharomycetes; Saccharomycetales; Saccharomycetaceae
Gene: ATG31
Product: Atg31p
Exons: 1
Coding region: 1-510 (169 amino acids)
Source: RefSeq, a predicted model, not a curated record
AUGGAAAGCAAUGCAACCACCAAUACAAUUGGAAACUUGACUUUAAUCGUCAGAGAAAAGAACAUCUAUCAUACGAUCGUGAAAGAUAAGGAGUCCCAAUAUAGUUCAAGUUCAAAUCCCGAGUGUGCUACAGAUGUUACAUUUCCAACCAAUAUUAAAUAUAUAUUCGAGGAUGAUGAGGAGCAUGAAAAGGUAAUAGGAUUGGACACUACUAGUUUGGGCUCAAGUAAAGAUACUAUUGAAAACGUAAUAGUUGUUCAACUUGACGAGAAUGGAGCAUUUGAGGACGUUGAUUUGAUCAGCGAAAAUUAUAUCCUAUUAGAUGUGAUAAAAAGUGAAGAUACCGUGGAUGAAAAUAAAAAUAUUAGCAGGAAUCAUGAUAUCGAGCUCCAAGUACUGUCCAAAUUCAGAGAUUUGUCGCCAAUUGCUAAUGAUCUACCCUUAGAUGAUAUGAUAAGUUUAUAUAGGAUUCAGAAUGAACAGAUAGAAACAAUUUGCAAUUCUUUAUAA